Molecule: messenger RNA, 993 nt
Organism: Vanrija pseudolonga
Lineage: Eukaryota; Fungi; Basidiomycota; Tremellomycetes; Trichosporonales; Trichosporonaceae
Exons: 1
Coding region: 1-993 (330 amino acids)
Source: RefSeq, a predicted model, not a curated record
AUGGUCAUCUGUCAAGGGUGCUUCGAUAACCUGUUUGCCUGCACGCCGUUCGAGCAUGAGAUGAUACCAUACACGGUUCCUGCAAACGGCAACGACUUCUCCUGCGACACGCACCACGCGACCUUGUCCAACGCCAUGCUAAUGGCUGUCUACAUGACAGGCAACUUCAACACGUUCUGGAACACGGCCGCGGCGCACCUCGCAACCCUGACCAAACAGCUGCCAAAGACGUUUUACACGCUGUCCGGACCGCCGUCCAACUUUGACGUGUGCGAGACAUGCCUGCUGGGCUAUGUCGUACCGCUCGGCAUGCAAGGCUUCUUCGUGCAGCAGCCCAACGCGGCUUCAUGCGACAUGUGCCCCGAAGCCCCGCGCCGACGCGCGUUCCACGUGCGCAUGUUGGACGCCUAUCUCCAGACCAACUUUCGCCCGUUCGGCGCCUUCGCACGCAAGAUCGCACAAUAUCCUGCUUGUCCACGAAGGGAACCGCGCAAGAACGGGACUUGGUAUGCCAUUUCACCGACAUGCCACGUGUGCCCAGAGUGCUGGAUCAAUUGGGCCUCCAUCACCCCGCUCGGCAAGACCACCAACAUCCAACCGAUACAAAAGUCCGAGAGCAUCAUCUGCUGCCUAUGGUCGCCGCGCAUGCGCAACCUCUGGCUUGCGGGAGACCUGGCAGACUUCAAGACAUUCGCAGCGCACCGCGAACAGGUGUACAUCAAGACGUGGUUGAAGUUCAAGAUGGACCUGGAGAUGAACACGAUCAAGGCGGCGCAAGCGGCGAGCAUGGGCGUCAACGGGGUCAUUCUGGCUGGCUCGUACGCGACAGCUGGCGCCACACAGUACGGCAACAGCAGCAUCGGGUGGUACGACAGCAGCGCCCAGGCCUCGGGCCAGCAGAUGAUCAAGCAGAGCAACCAGAUGUGGUCGGAAGUGGCUCAGGGGAACACUGGCCACGCGGCGUUGAUACAGUUGUGGACGACGGUCGAGUAG